GUAGGUUUCCGUGACUACCAUGAGAAGUUGCUGGUCUUAUGGGUUAAGCCACAUUAUGCAUUAGCAUGCAGAGCAACAGGCGGUUGUUGAGGCAGGGCGGGUCUGACGACGCUUCCAGUCUCUUCCAGACGCUCUAUUUUUUUGCUCUCAGCUGAUAAUGACGUAGCGCGUGCAGCUUAGACCAGCACACGAGACAAACAGGGCUGUAACUGUCCACUUGCUUGCCAGAUAGGGGGGCAGUGGAGCAGGGCGCAGAAGUAUAGCGGUACACUGCAGACAUAUCGUGUAGUUAGAAAAUAUUUGUGUCGUGGAGGCGGAGAGGAGGACUAAAGGAGGAGGCUGACUGUGCGGCCGUCACGAAAAGAGGGGGAGCGCAUACCAGAGGCACCGCUACAAUAAUAACUAAUUCAUUGUCGCUCCAAACCGGUGGACAAACGUAGGCCAAAAGACUCACACGGGUGGUGUGGUGAGGAGUGAAAGGAGGCAACAUGGUGGAUUACUAUAACAUCCUGGGAGUGCCCAAAACAGCUUCUCAGGAUGACAUAAAGAAGGCGUACAGGAAACUGGCACUUAAAUGGCAUCCAGACAAAAAUCCAGACAACAAGGAGGCAGCAGAGAAAAAGUUUAAAGAACUGGCCGAGGCCUAUGAAGUCCUAUCUGACAAGAGUAAGCGUGACGAAUACGACAGAUUUGGAAGUGAAAAAAUGCGAUACACAGGUUCCUCCAGCUCAGACUUUUCAUCAGAUUUCCCGGGAUUCACCUUCACAUUCCGCAACCCAGAUGAGGUGUUCAGAGAGUUUUUUGGCAGCCAGGAUCCUUUCAGUAACUUCUUUGAUGAUUUCUCAUCGUUUGGAGGCUCAUCGUCUCGCCUCGGCCCUGGCCGGUUCUUUUCUUUUCCAUCAGCAGGAGCUGAUUUUACCUCCUUCUCCUCUUCCUUUGGUGGUUUGAAUGGGAUGGACAGCCUGGGAGGAGGCAUGGGCAACUUUAAAUCAGUUUCCACCUCCACUCGCAUUAUAAAUGGCAAACGCACCACCACCAAGAAGAUAAAAGAGAACGGACAGGAAAGAACAGAGAUUGAGGAGGAUGGGGUGUUAAAGACUGUCCUAAUUAAUGGUGUGGAGGACGAGAUGGCUCUCGCACUGGAGCUGAGUCGACGAGAGGGACAAACGCCUCAGAAGCCACAUAUCCAAAACAAAUCAUCUGCCGAGUCUGACAGAUCUCGCUCCAGCUCUGAAGCCACACGUCGAUCAUUUAGCUCCGCCCCCUUCUACAACUACGGCGUUGCGGGCAGCAGCGAGGAUGACGAAGACGAUGAGGAACUGCAGAUGGCUUUGGCAUGCAGCCUGUCGGAAAUGGAAGCCCAGCAGAGAGCAGCUGUUACCAACAUCAUAAAAGGUGCUGUGCGUCAGGGCAAAGCCAUGAGUAACAAAACCAUGAGUGACAAAACUGGAGAUAAAGUUUUUAAGACUACAAAUAUUAAUGCGGUUCGCACUGAAAGGGUUGUUAAUGGGGGGAAUGUUGAGGAGAGGAAGUUUAAAAUGGGCUCUGACGGUAGGUGGGAAGAGGUGAAAAAGGAAACCAGGGAAGAGGUGGGAAACGAAACCAGGGAAGAGGUGGGAAAGGAAACCAGGAAACCAGACUUGUCUCCCGAGUCUUCUACAACCGCCACCACUACACCAUUAAGCCAAAGCACUGAAGAAGAGUUUGAACCUGCCAUGAAAAAUAGUGAUGGCAGUACAAAAAAGAAAAAGAAGUGCGGGUGCAUUGUGUGCUAAUGCAGUGUGUGUGUGCCUUAUUUUUUAUACUUACCUCAGUGUUCUGCCUACAGUCAGACUAAUGUGAUGUGGUGUGCAGACUCUUAAUUUGAGGCAGUGCCGUAGCUGAUCACACAGCUUUCAGGCUUCUUAACACCUCCAAAAGAGACUGAGUUUGACAGGGUGCCAACACAGUCCUUUCCAUAUAAUUAGCCAGUACAGCUAAAAGAUAAAACAGAAUGUGAAGCAGUAUAGAGGACUGUAUCUGAACAUACUGUAUAUAAAUUUGCCAAAUAUUUACAUCGACUGAAAAGAGAGGGAUUAACAUGGAGUUCGAUGUGGCCAAGUUGGGACAGAGAGUGGUGUGUGCACGUACAUGUUUUCUGUCUGCGUCUCUGUGUGUUUGGGACAGUGGAGACCGUGCCAUAGAAGUUUCUCAUUCUGACUCUCUGGCAAAGGGAAUGUAUCAGAACUGACUCCGCCCGGUCUGAAACAAUAGAUAGAUCGAAAUCUAAAGCAGGCCGCAGAACCUUCUCUGGUGAUUUUCAUCAUGACAGAAAAACUAGUUUAAUUAAAAAAGACCUCUGUUAAUUGGCCUGCUGAGACACACACACACACACACACACACACACACAC
This is a messenger RNA of Plectropomus leopardus (leopard coralgrouper), 2390 nucleotides long. It is a transcript of the gene dnajb2, whose product is annotated as DnaJ heat shock protein family (Hsp40) member B2. The record is from RefSeq and is a predicted model, not a curated record. NCBI's taxonomy places the organism in Eukaryota, Metazoa, Chordata, Actinopteri, Perciformes, Serranidae. Gene Ontology annotation, molecular function: Hsp70 protein binding.